This is a messenger RNA of Annulohypoxylon truncatum, 1563 nucleotides long. RefSeq lists its product as uncharacterized. Bases 409 to 951 code for a protein of 180 amino acids. Lineage: Eukaryota; Fungi; Ascomycota; Sordariomycetes; Xylariales; Hypoxylaceae. The transcript has a single exon. The record is from RefSeq and is a predicted model, not a curated record.
UGGUACCUUUUAAUACAGGCCAACGUGCUUAGUACCUACAUGGAUAUUACAUAGGAGUAUUUGCCGCUAUGAAGCAGAAUCACUAAGUAGCGUAGAAUGUCUUACAUUGUUUACGUCAAUGGCUCCAACCUUCUGCAAGAAGCCGUGCAACCUACUAUCUGCGUAGAUAAAAAAGGAAUCAACGCUGUGGUUGGACAAUGAAAGAGUGCCUGAGGCCGUAACAAACGGUCGCAGCGGUCGAGGCCGCCGGCGUGGCGCAAUCGCUUUUCCAACGUCGACCAACUGUCUCAUAAGACAGCCAAUUACCCCUCCCUCUUCGAAGCAGUCUAUUUCUUGUUCUUCCAUCCUUUCAGCUUCAUAACUUCAACAAGAAACCUGCAGCUGGCUUCUUAUUAAAUAAAUAUCAAGAUGGCAUCUGCGUUUGAUCCGAUUGAUCUCAACACAGAAAGUUCGACAACAGCAGGUGACCUAACGCCACCCCCUUCAGAGGAUCCCUCAGAGGAUCCACUACCCGACUACGACUACUACUCUUCGACCUUUACUCGUAAGGAGACAGUACCGUGCCCAGGCAAUACAUAUAUAAUCCGUGACCCUACCACGAGACGACAGAUCACCCUCGAAGGAGGAGAGCUCUGUCUCAAGCAUUCUACAGGCGAGCAAGGCGGAUACCACUGGGUCUGCAUUGAGAACGACGGGUGGCUUGGGUUUUAUGAUCCUAUACAUGGCAUGUACAUGGGUCGCGAUAACAAAGGUGGCUAUAUGGCCAAAGUCAAGAAGCACAGAGGCUGGGAACGCUUCUGUGCGAGAAGGCAUCCAGACGGUGGCUACCUCCUCUUGUCGCAACACUGGGACGCUUUGAUGAAGAUGGAAGCCAACAAAAGUGGAACUAGAUUAGUUGAAAUAUCUGGCAAGGGUAGGGGGACCGCAUGGGAGUUUGUGCAAGUCUAUUAAGUUGCGAAACGGCACUAUCUUGUCGCUUGGAUCUCUUUGCGCAAGUCGGCCUCCUGAUACAUUACCUAGGUACCUAUUAAUUGCCGAGGCCAACUUAUCUGUAGUAAGAUAUUUCCUUAACUGGUGGAAGUCUUCUGUCGGGGUUUAGAUCGAAGAAUGCAGAACUGAAAAUCCGAUCAAUAAGUUUCAUGCGCAGGAUUAGGUGCUCAAUGCGUGUCUGGCCAGCCUGAGCCACAAAUUGUAUCAAGAAUCCCCAUUUGAUCACACUCUAUUCACUCAAUCAUGCUUCUUUCUAUCGUUCCAUCCCUUCACUUAGAGAAACGGCUGCAUCAAGACACUUGGUAUUGCCCUUCUUAUCCGAAUUCAUGAUGAAGAUAACGAGUAGGAGCUUAUGUCCGACGAGUUGGCGUUAUUAACAACCGGGGAAUAGGAUAUUUAGUGACUCGAGCAAUGACACAGGGUUAGGAAAACAAAGCCCCAUGACAUAAGAAUGUUCUCAUUCUGGAUUCAAGUCGGGUCAGGAGCUUUAAACGUUCAUAACGGGUUCCUUUACAAGUCAUGCCCUGAACAACUAUAGCAUGAAUCAUAAUUUAAGAACCUUGCCGUCGCAAA